AUGAAUAUCCAUGAAAUAAUUGGAGAAAUAGAGCAGAAGGCGGCAACUGGCCCAGUCACAAUCGACUUCACGGAAUGCACCUACAUCGACCUAAGUGGGAAUAUCGAACUAAUCGACUACCUGGGGGAAACAGAUACCAAAAUCACAGUCGUAGGAGACAGUCUCAAUUUGUAUAGUAGGCUUAAACAAGACUAA
Enterospora canceri is the source of this 195-nucleotide messenger RNA. The record is from the annotation of a GenBank genome assembly. Lineage: Eukaryota; Fungi; Microsporidia; Enterocytozoonidae.